UUGAAAUUAGACUAUAGUGUAGAGAACAGCAUUACUUGGGGAGAAAGCUGCUGCUCAGCUGAUAAAUUUCGUAUCUUACUGAGAAAUAUCCAGCUACUUUCUCGGCUCGGAAAAGAAACAGGAAAUUCUCAGCAGACGACGUUUUUUUUUUCCCAUUUUUUGUUGACUCGCAAUUUUGGGGAUUUCAAUGCUGGCGACCGAGGAAGAGCCGAUAUUCGGCUGGAACAACAACGGACGAAGCCGGAGAAAGCUUCUCGUCGGAGAAAAAAUAGAGGUAAGAAGUGUUGAGGAAGGGUUUCUGGGUUCUUGGCAUUUAGGAACUGUGAUUUCCUCGAAAAAACGGCGUCGGCGUAGUAUCAGAUACGAUAACAUUCUCUCUGAUGAUGCUACUGAUUAUCUUACGGAUACUAUUGAUGUUUCGGAGGUCGUAGAAGGCGUAAGCUCUAGUUGCAUAGACGUUUCCGAUAAUUUACGCGGACGUUUAAGACCCGUGCCGCCGAAAUUGGAAAUUGAUCGAUUGAACCUUGCGUAUGGACUCUGCGUCGAUGUAUUUAUCAGUGAUGCUUGGUGGGAAGGUGUGAUUUUCGACCACGAAAAUGGUUCUGAGGAAAGGAGAGUGUUUUUCCCUGAUUUGGGUGAUGAAAUAGAUGCUGGUCUUCAAUCUUUACGUAUUACUCAGGACUGGAAUGAGGUUACAGAGACAUGGGAGUGUCGUGGGAUAUGGUUGUUUCUUGAUUUGAUUGAGAAAUAUAGGGAAGAUAACUAUCUCCCGGUUUCAGUAAAGCAACUUUGGUAUGACAUACGGGACAGGGUUGAUUUUGCGAGGAUCCGGGAAUGGACUUGCUCCACUAGGCAUUUAUGGGAAGAUUUGAUGCUGGAGGUGAUUGGUAACAAUCUUGAAAUCACCAUAAAUCAGUUUCUUCAUGAUUAUGACGCUGAAAGAUUCCCAAACCAAGAGUUGAAGCUCUUAAAAGAAGCUUCUCAAGCGGUUAAUGAGAUCGAUGCUUGUCCUAGUGGCAUGAUAGUGAUUGCUUCACAAGAACAACAACUUUCCUGCAUUGACAAAUAUCACCAACCAGCGAGCCUGAGAUGCCAGUCUUCUUCUGUCUUGACUUCCGUCUCUGGCAUUAGGUCGGAGGAGAGUUACGAUAAUAGGAUAACAGAAUUUUGCAGCAAGAAAUCUACUGCCGAUCAAAAGAUGAUACUACCCAAGACACCUGGAAACUGGCAACCUUUUCAUUGUGUUGCUAAAUCAUGCCCACAGGCUGUGUCGAGCUAUAUUAGGACAAGGUCACAAAGAGUGGUUGUACAUGUCAGGAAGCAUCUUAAGUAUAUGGGAUGGACCAUAGAACACAUGGUAGAUGAAGGUGGCAGACACAGGUUUCGCUACCUCUCACCAGAUGGAAGGCUAACAGAGAAGUCCCUUCGUCAAGUAUGUUUCAUGUUGAAACAACGUGAUGAAUCUUUGACUCCUCCUAGGAUGGCUAAGUCUCUUUCUCUGCCUUGUGAAAACUGGACAUAUAACACCCACGAAACGAGGAGCAUUGUUUUGGCUUUGCCUGCUUAUAAUAGAAGUGUCGCUCUUAGUGAUGGAAGGAAGCCGUCUGCUGAAACCUUGCGUGAGAGUGAAACGCAAGGAAAAGAAGAGGCUUUCAAGAGAGAUAGCUGCAAUAUCUAUUCUAGAAAUACCAUCCCGGCUCAUAAAAAGACACUCUGUGUUAGACUCGAGCCAGAAACAACAGCUCAGGGGUUCGUAAGGUUGAAAAGUAGGCCUAAGCAGAGACCUAACCUUAGAUAUAAAUCCAAGAAGAACAAAGUGAUUGUAGGUUUGCGAAAUGUCAAUCUGAGCAUGAGAAGGGGGAAAGUUUCAAGAAAGUUAAUGGAUAUCAAGCAUCGAGUAACUGGUCGGGGUAAAACCCGCAUGUCACGAUCAAGCAAAAGAGUGCAGCAGGUACUUAGUCCCAUCUCUAGACAUCGUAGUCCACGUAGUAUUCUUUCGUGGCUUAUCGACAACAAUGUGGUUCUACCAAGGGAAAACAUCCAAUGCCGUAGCCAAAAGGAUCACACUGUGAGAAAAGAGGGGAAACUAACUCGUGAGGGUAUAAAAUGCAGUUGUUGCCGUAGAAUUUUCACAAUAAGUGGCUUUGUAGUGCAUGCAGAUGCUGGAUCCUGUAGAGCAGCAGCCAAUAUAUUUCUCGAUGAUGGAAGAUCUCUCUUGGAAUGCCAAGUAGAAGCCUACAAUACAAGAAAGAAAGCACAACCACCUGAUAUUCUGAAGAUUAAAUUGCGUCAUGGGGAGAACGAUAUAGUUUGCUCUGUUUGUCAUUAUGGCGGCAAGCUGAUUCUCUGUGAUGGAUGUCCGUCCUCUUUCCAUGCAAAUUGUCUUGGCCUAGAGGAUGUUCCAGAUGGUGACUGGUUCUGCGCGUCAUGUUGUUGUGGUGUCUGUGGACAAUCUAUCCUCAAGGAUACUAGAAAAUAUGCCAAGGAGGAAAAGUUUAUCAGUUGCAAGCAAUGCGAACUUAAAUAUCACCCUAGCUGCCUGCGUCAUGAUGGUGUCGGUGAUCAGUUGGAUACAUUCUUGGGAGAAAAGUGGUUUUGCAGCAAGGACUGUAAAGAGAUAUAUGUAAAUCUCGGUGAGCUUAUUGGAAAACCAAGAGAGGUUGGCGUGGAGAAGAAUUUAACUUGGAGACUGCUGCAUUCCUUGGAACUUGAUACAGAUGGGACUAAAGCUUCUAAAAUUGAGGCAGUGGCAGAAAAUCAUUGCAAGCUCAGUGUUGCUCUUGACGUGAUGCAUGAACUCUUCGAGCCUGUGAAAAGAGCUCAUGGUGGGGGUGAUCUUGUUGAAGAAGUUAUUUUUAGCAGAUGGUCAAAAUACAAACGUUUGAACUUCAGUGGAUUUUACACGGUACUUCUAGAAAGGAACGACGAACUUGUUACUGUGGCUACUGUCAGAAUUUUUGGGAAAAAGGUUGCAGAAAUGCCCUUCAUUGGUACUAGAUUCCAGCAUCGCCAGCUCGGGAUGUGCCGGGUUUUGAUGAAUGAACUCGAAAAGGUGUUGAUUGGCUUGGGAGUUGAGAGGCUGGUCUUGCCUGCAGUUCCAUGCGUGUUGAACACGUGGACGAACUCAUUUGGCUUUACAAAUAUGAAAAUCUCCGAAAAGAAAGACUUUCUGCAAUUUACCUUUUUGGAAUUCGGACGAACACUAUUGUGCCAGAAGAUCUUGAUCAAGAGCAGCGUAGCAGAUCCAAUUCCAAGUACAGUGCCUCUGGGUGAACCACACUGUGACAUCAUCAGGAUUGAAGACAAUCCUGCCUCUGAUGAUAGAUCAGAAGUACAUCAGGUAGAACAGCAAUUCGAGGAGUCUAGCUCCACGAAAAAUCCACCAGAGGAAAUAAAAACAGAUCAGGAAAGGUUGUUGAAAGAGAACCGUAUUCUAAAGUGUUACACACGAAGGAGGAAAAAAUCUAUGAGGUUAACAUAAUAACAUGACGUAUGAACACUUCAGGGUCCAAGGAGGCAAGGAGAGCAUCUCGCAUCUCGACGACGAAUUUGGUUCAGAAUCUUUGGAUAUGAAAGAUUGAGAUUAUUACACGAUUAAGGUUAGUGUAAAUCAUGAGUCGGGUGCUUGUGUCCGAAACAACCCAAAGGUGUCGAAAUGUAUAAAAAAAAAAAGAACAAAUGCUUACCUCUCUUCCGACACUUCAUUUCUCCUCCUUUUUUUAUCUUUGUAUGAAGUUGGAAAGAUGAAGCAUAUAUAUAACUAG
Molecule: messenger RNA, 3764 nt
Organism: Eutrema salsugineum
Lineage: Eukaryota; Viridiplantae; Streptophyta; Magnoliopsida; Brassicales; Brassicaceae
Exons: 10
Coding region: 188-3481 (1097 amino acids)
Biological process (GO): negative regulation of DNA-templated transcription
Molecular function (GO): transcription corepressor activity
Source: RefSeq, a predicted model, not a curated record